Messenger RNA from Thunnus maccoyii (southern bluefin tuna), 4898 nucleotides. RefSeq names its product non-SMC condensin I complex, subunit D2 (gene ncapd2). The record is from RefSeq and is a predicted model, not a curated record. Gene Ontology annotation, cellular component: nucleus; condensed chromosome, centromeric region. The transcript has 33 exons. Gene Ontology annotation, biological process: mitotic chromosome condensation; meiotic chromosome condensation; mitotic cell cycle. Gene Ontology annotation, molecular function: histone binding. The coding region runs from base 469 to 4671 and encodes 1400 amino acids. NCBI's taxonomy places the organism in Eukaryota, Metazoa, Chordata, Actinopteri, Scombriformes, Scombridae.
GGGAGUUUCCAUAGUCAGUAUCUAAGUGCCACACCUCCCAACACCAUGUCAGGAACAAAAGAGCACAAAUUAAAAGCUGCAAAUUUAUCAGUGUGCUCCAGUCCUCUCUGUUUUUUGAAGUCUGCUGUUCUUGAACUGAGAAGCACCUGCGAGGAGAAACCUGUUUCAACUUUUAAAUUAACUUUUGCACAGAAGGAGGCUUGUGUAUUUUUGUCCUCCAUCACUUACAUUCUAAGUGCAUCACGAAGGGAUCUUCUAAUGUGUUUUUCCAGCAGGUGGGAGUGUUGAGUAAAGCACCCGUGCAACGAAAGCACGUAAAUAUGACGUCAGAGCGUCAUCGCUUUGGCGCGAUGUAGGAGCAAAUUUGAAAAUCAGGCUUCAGACCGUUUACAGACGCGGAUACAGCAGACUACACUUUUGUCUUUAAAGGUCGAAGUUGUGGCUAAAGGGACUGCAAGCUUCACAGGGAUGUCGUGGGACUUUUUUGUGCCCGUGUGUGUGGGCGACCUGGUAAAGACCGGAGGAAUCAACCAGUACGUCGUUCAGGAUGUAGUCCCCCCAAAACAGCUGCCGCCCUAUCUGAGUAGAUUCAAGGCAGCAUUGAGAAGCCAAGGACCUUUGUGUAUCUUGGAGCACUUUGACACAGGCUACAGUGUGCUGCAGCAUAGCAACUCAGUGGAGCUGAGUGUGAAAGAGGAUACUCUGGAAUUACUCGUGCAAGUUGUUAGCAGCCUGGCUUCUACCCUGCCUGCGCUCCUGGUCUCCACUUCUGUCUCAGCAGCAGAACGCAAAGAGAAACUCAAUGCAGUUAAAAUGAGUGUCUUCCUGCUCUGCAAAAUCACAGAGGCCCUUGAAAGUGAAUCCUAUCGACAGAGUAUUGUCACAGCACCUGGGAAGGCUGGUAAAAAAGGCAAAGCUGGCGGAGAAGGACUGCUGCAGUGGGACUCUGAGAGAGAGAAAGUGCUGCAGGCCCUUGUCCAGCUCCUCCAGCUGGAUAUCCGUUCCCUCUGGAGCCUCUCCCUGGUGGAGGAAGAGUUUAUCAGCUGUGUGACCUGCUGCUGCUACAAACUACUUGAGAACCCAACCAUCAGCCACGUCAAGAGCAAACCCACCAGAGAUUGUAUAAUCCACUUACUGGGGGUGCUGAUCAAGAAGUACAAUCACCUCCUGGGUGCAAGUGUAAAGGUGAUCCAGUUGCUGCAACACUUUGAGCAGUUGUCCUCUGUGUUUGCCCAGGCUGUGUCUGUGUGGAGCACAGAAUAUGGAAUCAGGGCUAUCAUAGGAGAAGUAAUAAGGGAGAUUGGUCAGAAGUCAAGCGACGAGCUUGCUAGAGAGGGGUCAGGGGUCAAAGCAUUUUCUUCCUUCCUCUCAGAACUCGGUGCCCUGGUGCCUGAAUUAAUGAUCCCCAACAUUAGUGUGCUCAUCACACACCUGGAAGGAGAGAGCCACGCAAUGCGUGUUGCUGUGUGUGAGGUGCUGGGAGAGAUCCUCGUGCGGGUCCUGUGUGGUGACGGGCUCGACGAGUCUGGUAAAGCUGACCGCGACCGCUUCUUUGAUACCCUGCAGGAACAUCUGCAUGACACACACUCCCACGUCAGGGCACGUGUGUUGCAGGUCUACGCACGUAUCGUCAACAGCAAAGCUUUGCCCCUGUGUAGGUACAGUGAGGUGAUGGGGCUCACUGUGGGACGACUGAUGGACAAAUCUAUAAAUGUGGUGAAGAGCGCCAUCCAGCUGUUGGCAGCCUUCAUUGCACACAACCCCUAUAGCUGCAAGUUGAGCAGUGCAGAUCUGAAGAAACCGCUCGAGAAAGAGACGGCUAAACUCAGAGAGAUGAAGGAGAAGCUGGGGGCAAAAGCACCGGUGGCAGUGAUUAAAGCAUCUGAGCUGUGGGCCGCCAUGGAGCCCGAGCUGCUCGUCACUGUCACGACAGAGCUGGAGCCCACAAGUGAAACAGAGAGGGAGCAGCAGGAGGAAGACGGGGAUGUGGAGGAAGAAAAGGAGGCAGAAGAUGACAGAGCAACCGCAGUGAAGAUUGCUCAGUACCUCCGUGUCAACAAAUACAGGAAUGCUGUGCGUCUUUGUAUAAAAGCCCACAGCUGCUUCCCUGAAUCUGAGAUGUUCGCUUCUCUGUCCACUGUCACCCCAGAGACUUUAAUGAACACACUGGCUCUGCUUUUCAAAGGCUCUGACGAGGACACUUCUGAACUCAGCCAGAACUUGCCCCCCACCCCACAGAGAGAAGGGGAGAAAGAGGAAGAGGAUGGUGAACUGAAGAAGCAGGAGAUGUUGGUUCAGUACCUGAAAGAUACAGAAACCUUCGCCUUACAAGUGGAAAGAGCAAUCUCUGUCAUCAACACCAUGCUCUACUGGAAAACCACUUCAGUUGUCCAGGAGGCUGUGCAGUUUUGUGUGACAGUAUGCGAGUUCAGUGUCGCCAACUCUGUCAGUGGAGUGAGGAAGAUGUUGCCUCUGGUCUGGUCAACUGAUGCUGCCAUUAAAGACGCUGUUGUUCAGGCCUACAGGCGCCUCUAUCUGAACCCUCAGGGAGACACCACCAGGACCAAAGCCCAGACUCUUGUCGACAGUCUCUCCGAGCUGAUGGUGGAUGCGUCUCUGGGAACAAUCCAAUGUCUUGAAGAAAUAGUGCAGGAGUUUUUUGGCAGUGGCAGCAAUCUCCAGUCCACUGUAGUGCAGGUUUUGUGGGAAAGAUUUACUGGCAAAAGAGAAACUUCUAACCUACAAAGACGAGCUGCAGUGCUACUGCUGGGCAUGGCUGCACGGGCAGAGAGGGAGGUGGUCCUCAGUAAUCUGGACACUCUUUGUUCUGUGGCUCUGGGAGAAAAGGUGACUGAAGACUUCCUUCUGGCCAGAGACACUGUUUUCACCAUCUGCAGCAUCACUGACCAUGUCAGGCAAUCAAAAGGCGCUCCAUUCAGACUGCCCCAGGACCAUCAGCUCUUCACCUGCCUCACACAGGCCAUCGCUGAAGGUGUGGUGAUGGAAGACCCUUACUGGCAGAGCUUCAUGGAACAGGCUGUCCGUCUCAUCUACUUCCUGGCUGAAUCCCCUGACCAGCUGUGUUCACGGCUGCUCCAGCGCAGCGCUCGCCUCUUACAAGAUCAGAUCGCAGAAGGUGGGGAAAUCAACAAGAACGCAGGCCAAAUACAAGAUGGGUCUCAAGAUCCCAAUGAGCAAGGUGAACAAGUGAACUGUGUGUGUCUGGCCCAGCUGUUGGCUCUGUGUGGCUGCGUGGCUUUCUGGCAGGUGUCUCACCUUGAGCGCAGUGUGAGCACUGAGCUGCGGAGGAGGAGAGGAGAGAAGGAGGAGAGGGAGGAGAAGGAAAAGGGCCCAUCCAGCAAAGCUAAGCAAACAGCCAACGAGAGUGCAAUGGAGGAGGAGCUCGGGUUGAUCGGUGCCUCCGCCGAAGACACAGAGGCUGAACUCAUCAGAAAAAUCUGCGAGACGGAAUUACUGGCUGAGGAGAACCUGCUGUGUGCAUUCCUUCCCCUGCUGGUUAAAGUCUGCAGCUCCCCUGGACGUUAUUCCCACCCACAGCUCACCACUGCUGCCUGUCUGGCACUCUCUCAGUAUAUGAUGAUAAGCCCAUCGGUGUGUGAGGAGAAUAUCCGUCUAAUGUUUACGGUGCUGGAGCGCUCUGCUCUCCCUGUUGUCAGGGCCAAUGCCAUCAUCGCCCUCGGAGACCUCACCGUCCGUUUCCCAAAUAUAUUGGAGCCCUGGACACAGAAUCUCUAUGCCAGGCUCAGUGACGAGAUUCCUUCAGUGAGGCAGACAGCUGUGACAGUACUUACUCAGUUAGUGCUUAAGGAUGUGCUUAAAGUCAAAGGUCAAGUCAGUGAGGUGGCUGUGCUGCUAAUUGACCCCGAGCCUCACAUAGCCAGCCUGUCCCUGAACUUCUUCAAUGAGCUGGCUGCCAAGGACAACGCAAUCUACAACCUGCUCCCAGACAUCAUCAGUCGACUGUCCGACCCAGAGAGAGGCAUGAGCUCGGAGGACUUCAAUACCAUCAUGAAGCAGCUGUUCUCCUACAUCACCAAAGAAAGGCAGACUGAGUCUCUGGUAGAGAAACUGUGUCAGCGCUUUAGGACUGCCAAGACCGAGCGUCAGUGGUGUGACUUGGCCAUGUCUCUGUCUCUGCUGUCCAUGUGUGAGCGUGGUUUUAAGAGGCUGCAGGAGUGCUGGGAGUGUUACAGUGACAAGUUGACUGAACCUGGAGUCUACCAGCCUCUGCUCUCCAUCACUGCCAAGCUCCGCCGUGGGGCCAAACUCCAGUUUAAGGCCCUAGUGGAUGAUUUUGAAAAGCGUCUGACUGCGGUUCACACACGGGGGCUGGAGAAUGUAGAAAGCCCUGAGAUGGACGAGGAGAACCAAAAAGAAGGAGGACCUAGUGGAAGGACAGUCGUUCGCACACCUCUGCCCACCAGAGGCCGGACUAGGUCAAAGAGAGGUCAAUCAAAGCCUUCUGUUUCCAGCCACGGUGAUGAAAGUUAUGUGACACCUCAAAAAUCUCGCAAAUCUAAGAAACCUGUGAUUACCUUCAGCAGCGAUGAAGAGGAGGAUGAAGAGGAUGCUGUGAUGGCGGAGAGCGAGACCCCUAAAGUGACAACGCCGAUUGCCCGCACAUCCCGACGAGCUCGCCUCAGAAACUGAUUUUCCUCUUUUCUUGUUCUUAUCUAUCUUUUCUUGUUUAUCUUUUUUUCCUGUACCUUUUUAAAAUUUUCUUAAACUAUUGGCUUUUUAAAUAUUUUUAAAAAAAAUCUUUCUGUAUAUUUUUAACAGAUUUUUUUUUAGUACCUGGCACUGAAGUAGUCUGCAUCAUCUAAGGACACAGAAAUAAGAUGUCUUUAAUAAACCUGGUUCUGAUAUGACAAAAACUC